AUGGACAACACUAGAUCUGCUGUCACGAUGGAGCUUCCUCUCUCUGGAGGGCCAGGUUCGGAAGCAGACCUUCCUCUUCAGCAUGACUCGACAGAGCAGAAUCUAGUGGAACAUAUGGCCCGCUUCGAGGUCAAUCCAUAUGAGUGGUUUCGCGAAGUAGCCCUCUUCGUUUCCGGUUCUGGUUGGCGAGCAUAUGAAAAAGUCACCGGCCAGCCCGUGUUCUACUCUGGCUAUACGGAGAAGAUCAAGUCAGGGAUCAUGGCAUCACCAAUGCUACAACGAAUGCUGGCAGAAUUGACAGGGAAGAGGCUGGAGGUCGAAGAGCAAGAGCAUCUGCUGGAUCGAACGUCUCCCACGUUUGAGACGGACAAGGUGAAACGACAAGAUGAGAUUAUCUCCAGUCUCAGGGAGGCUACAAAUACGAUGAUUGAUAACAUGGUGUGCAAAAUGGAGAGCAAAUACUUCAUCCGAAGUGCCUAUUAUAUGGUCACACAGCUACUUACACGCGCAUAUCAUCAAGGUAUAUAUGUCGAUCGGCAGGAAAUUGACCGGUUGCGAAGCUACGCGGAUAUGGCUGCAAAGCAAAAACGAUCAAUCAUUUUCCUACCUUGCCAUAAAUCACAUCUGGAUUAUGUCUCGCUACAGUUGAUAUGCUAUCGUCUUGGCUUUACACUCCCUGUUGUUGUUGCUGGCGAUAACCUCAACUUCCCUCUUGUUGGUAGCUUUCUUCAGCACGCUGGAGCUAUGUGGAUCCGACGAAGCUUUGAUAAGGAUCCUCUUUAUAUUACUCUUGUCCAGACGUACAUUGAUACCCUGCUGCAGAAUGGAUACAACUUUGAAUGUUUCAUAGAAGGUACAAGGUCACGGACCGGCAAGCUUCUUGGUCCUCGAUUUGGGAUCUUGAGCUUCUUGCUGGACAGUGUUAUUACUGGUCGCACUGAAGAUGCUUAUAUUUGUCCUGUCAGCUCUCAGUACGAUAAGGUCAUUGAAGUGGACUCCUAUGUCAGUGAACUGUUGGGUCAACCAAAGCAAAAAGAGAAUCUCUCUGGGUUUCUAUCCGCUUCGUCCGUGCUUACGCUCAAGCUCGGUCGUGUAGAUGUGCGCUUCCACGAGCCAUGGAGUUUAAAGGAUUUCAUCAAGUCACAAGAAUUACGACCGUCUCAUGCACCUAACCAGGGUAGCAUUGAGCGGAGCAAAGAGGUUAGAUCUCGAAUGCUGAGGACCUUGGGCUAUAAAGUGCUCUCUGAUAUAAAUGCUAUUUCUGUCGUCAUGCCAACUGCUCUAGUCGGCACUAUCCUCUUAACGUUGCGCGGCCGCGGAGUUGGACGCUCUGAGCUGAUUCGCCGGGUUGAUUGGCUGUGUGGAAGGAUUCAGGCAAAAGGUGGCAAAGUAGCCCACUUUCAUGGCGCACCAACGGGCUACGUUGUUGAUCGUGCUCUUGAAGUACUUGGUCCGUCUCUGGUUGGCACUGUUGAAGGCCUUGCCGAGCAGACUUUCUACGCCGUCGAUCGUUUCCAAAUGUCCUUCUAUCGCAAUAUGACAAUCCAUCUUUUUAUAUCAGAAGCUCUUAUCGCAGCUGCUAUGUAUACGCGCGUCAAGCAAGGUGGAGGACCAGCAAUCCAGCGAAUGGUACAGGCCGAACUGACGGACCAGGUGACAUUCCUCUCACAGCUCUUCAGAGGAGAGUUCAUCUUCCCAGCUGGUGAAGGUCUCGCCGCUAACCUCGAGAGAGCCGUUGCUGGUCUUCAAGCAGACGAAGUCAUCGAGGUUUUUACAAGCUAUGAGGGCAAGACAUAUGCUGGCUUAACCGACAUAGAGCGUCAACGCGGCCGAGAAAACUAUGAUUUUUAUUGCUUUCUGAUAUGGCCAUUCAUCGAGGCUGCAUGGCUCGGUGCGGUAUCCCUCAUGUGCCUUACCCCUCCUUCUGCCGCGGAAGUGGACAUUUGGAUCGACAUGAAGAAAGCACAAGAUAGCGCGCAACUUCUGGGUAAGACGUUGUAUCAUCAAGGCGAUCUAUCAUAUUUUGAAGCUGUCAACAAAGAAUCACUCAAAAAUGCUUACAGUCGCUUUGCGGAAGAAGGCAUUAUUGUGGUAGCAACUAAUAAAGACUCUAAAGCUGGUCCAACCAUGCGACUUUCGCCAGACUGGACACCGAGGCGUGAUGGACAGACAGGUGCAUUAUUACUGCAGGGCAGAUUGUGGGACUUCACAGAGAAGAUUGCCAAGUGCAGGAGAGAGGGCAAGAACAGAAGGGAUGGUGCUACCGUGUCUACCAGAGUCUUGUCCAUGGCUAAUAAGCUUGGACUUGCGCUUUUUGAAGAUAUGAUCUCGUCUCGAACCGCACCGAACGAACCAUUAGUCGCACCGAAGAAGGUUCAACGCCGCUCGAAGUUAUGA
Molecule: messenger RNA, 2397 nt
Organism: Endocarpon pusillum Z07020
Lineage: Eukaryota; Fungi; Ascomycota; Eurotiomycetes; Verrucariales; Verrucariaceae
Exons: 1
Coding region: 1-2397 (798 amino acids)
Cellular component (GO): mitochondrial membrane
Source: RefSeq, a predicted model, not a curated record